This is a messenger RNA of Ruditapes philippinarum (Manila clam), 3155 nucleotides long. RefSeq lists its product as uncharacterized. The coding region runs from base 36 to 1499 and encodes 487 amino acids. The transcript has 5 exons. NCBI's taxonomy places the organism in Eukaryota, Metazoa, Mollusca, Bivalvia, Venerida, Veneridae. The record is from RefSeq and is a predicted model, not a curated record.
CUCUGAAACUGAAAGAAGAGAUUGAAAAGGUGAAAAUGGAAAAUCAGACCCUUAAGACCCGUCAUCACGACCGAAUCUCAAGUAACAGAAGUGAUGAGAAAAUUAAGGAUCCAGAACAAGAACUACAGAAGGCAAAACAAAUAAACGAUAAAUACAAAAAAGCUUACACUGAAGUCGUCCGAGAAUAUGAAAAGGCGGUUGCAAAAAUAGAAAAUCUUGAGCAAACAGUGGCUGAAGAUCAGCUUUACCGAGACAAAAUUACAAGAGAAUAUACGUCUGUAAAGGAGCCAUUGUCUGCAUUACAAAAUCGAUACAAAGCGGCAAAUGACGAGAUGGUUAAGAUUGAAAAAGAAUUGUCUGAAUCAAAAUCGCGACUAAGUCGGAUGAUGGGGAAUAAGCUUGGAGAUAACAACCCUGAUAUAGCAGAUCUUAGUGAUAAAAAUAGGCCAACGAAGCUUGCCGAGAAAAACACAGAGCUAUAUGACAAUGAGUGGACAGAUGCUUAUGAAGUAUUUCUGAAUCACUAUAAGACGGAAAAGCAAACCAUUGAAAAACUACUUGAAAUGCUACAGGAUAUAAAAAGCGAGUGUGAUAAAAUUACUAAAGAGCAAGAACUGAAACUGACAGAAGCACUGAAACUGAAACGUUCAGCAGGAAGUGUACCAGAUCAUGUUUUUAAACAAUUGAAAGAUUUCAGAAGAUUUACAGCUGAAGAAUCUCUCCCUGAAGUUAUUGAGAUAUGUUUGAGAAGUCUCCGCUAUAAAAGCUACACCCGAUUUUUGAAAAGUACAGAUGUGCUUAAGUUUUUCAAGGGAUGCGUGGAACUUUGUUGGCUUAUGAAUGUGCAAGAUCCUCCGCUUGUUUUUGGAGAUACACCAAUGAAGAACGACCAGUUUGAUGUCAAUUACUUCAAGUUCUACACAUCAACUGGGUCGAAUUUUGAGUAUACAGUAUGGCCUGCUUUACUCUUAAAGAAAGAUGGAGCAAUUCUGAGUAAAGGUGUUGCACAGGCCUCUAGUGAACAAAAGGCGGAGUCGCAAAGACGCAAAACUAGAAAUGCUGAAGCAGCAAGAAACGGUACGGGAUCUGUUUCAAACGAACGCAUUUGGGAUGAACGGAAAGACAAGAAUCUGUCAGAUAAAAACCCAACUACAAAAUAUUUGUAUCAUAAUAAUAGAUUUUCUCAGAGCCAUGAGGAUAAAAACUAUAAACAGUCAGUUGCUGGCGGCCCUGAGCAUUUCACUGAUAAAAAGACUUUUAGUCAGAGAGUAAAAGCGCCUGGAAGUACGACUGUUGCUGCCAGAAUGAGCAGAAACAUCGGUAGUAGAUCACAAAGAGAAAGUGAAUCAAGUGAAAGUGAAUCAGGGAACUCUAGAAAGCAAGUUCGCUCGUAUAGGUCGAACUAUUCAGAUCUCGUCAAUAUGUAUGGUAUCAACAGUCCUGAAGUGAAGUUGUUGGAAAUAAGGCUCGGAAUUCAGUCGACAGAAUCUGAUGUGUAAGGGAUUACUAGUAUUUGUACAGUUUCUAGUUUCUAAUUUUAACUUUCCUACUCUCUUUCUACAGGCAUAUGGAUUUAAAUAAAACACUGAUGCAUAUUAUAUUUCUGCAAAAAAGAGUCUUAUUUCCAUACAUCAUUAAAUUCAGGUCAAUAACGAAAGGGAGAGCCUUUACUCGAAAUGGAGAUUUUUCACUAUAAUUUUGUUAUUUAAACUGUUAUUCAUGUUAUACAUGUACAUGUAUAAAAUGAUAAUGCAUAACAUUUAAUUUCAACUUCACCUGUGUUUCUUAAAAAUACACAUUGUCCGCCUUGUUUUUAUUAUAUUAGAUACUUUUUCUAUGGCUGAUCAAGUUUCCCAUCGCACUUUUAAAAGUUUUUUGUUGUUGUUUUUGUGGGUUGUUUUAAAGAAACAUAGGAUCUGUAGUUAAUAUUUUAAUUAUUUGUUAAGUUUUAAAAUAGUUUGGGGUUAAGAUUAGAGUUGUCUGUCAGAAUGUUUUACUUCCUUGAUGCAUGUGAUAUGGAUAUCUCAUAUUUGUAGAAAUUGACUUGUAGAAUUUUAUAAAUAUAGUAUAACUUGGGCAAACUGUUGAUCAAAUGCGUCCGGAUACCCGCUCUAAACAAAUGCAUUAAAAUACAAUUAAUUAAUUUACCCACAAACAUAUUUCUUAUCAAAAUCUCAUAAUUACAAAUAUGUACAAAUAAAAUAGAUAAAAAAAUCAUUUAUGUACAUGCCCAUGUAUUAUCAUGUUAUAUUGUAUGAUUUAACAGUUAUUAAUUAUAUAGAAAGAGUUUGUAUAAUUGUAGACUGAAAUACGACGUACCCUAAAAUUUCAUGAAUUCGUGAAAUUAAUUAUAAAGAUGGUCAGAGUAUCUUGUGAAGUCCCAAUCACCUAUAUAUUACAGACAUAUCUAAGUGUUUUAUAUUUAAAUGAAUAAAUGGUAAAUAACUUUACAUAAUACAUUAUCUUGUUUGUUAUGUUAGACUUUAGAUAACACUGUCAUUGCAAGGGUCAUACGGCGACUGAUCAGCUUUACUGGUGGUGGAAGAACUCAGGUGUCCCCUCGUGAUUUAUUUCAGGCAUAAGCGGACACAUGAAAACAACCUCCGACCUUCUGUAAGCUAGCUUGAUAGCUUCCUCGAAUAAAAGAAUCCAAGGCCCAAGGACGGGAUUCGAACUAGGAAACGCUGAGGAGCAAAUGAUUUGAAGUCAGCGUUAUUCUACACAUGUGACUUCGUAAGAAUUACAUGUCGACCGGUGAAUUACAUAAAAUUAGGUUUAAUGAAAUGUAUGUUUUGAUAUAUCGAAUGUAUAUCAAAAAUGAAACCUGCUUUUUCUGUUUAUGUUUUAUGUAGAUCUAUAGAUGUAUAUAACGUGUGCAUAUUGCACGUUGUAUCUACACAUGUGUACAUUGGCAUCAAUGAUAUGCCUUUUGUAAAUACAUACAAAAACAUUUCAUUAAGGAAGUGGUUUUACAGCAUUACUUUCUAAAAAGAGUUUUAUAUUUGUCUUUACGAUUUGAAAAAAACAAUGAAGUCUUACAUUUUACAAAUUAUAUCAUGUUUUAUGAAUGUGCUUUGAUAGAAUAUUAUUUUGCACGUUGAUUUGAUCUUAUUAAAGAAAAAGUGUUUGCUUUGUAAAUUGGUUAUAAAUUUGUG